AUGAAAGAUCAUAGAGGAAAACUACUAAGAUCAGAGAAUAAUUAUAUUGACAAUGGUGAAAAUUACUUUGGUGAUAAUUAUUUUCCAGAAUUUCCAUGCAGGAAACACCCAGCUUCAUCUUCAUCUUCUUCUACUGGUGGGAUUUGUGCUUAUUGUUUGAAUGAUAAAUUAUCUCAAUUAGUUUGCCCAGAUUGUGGUGAACAGAGGAUUUCUUCUUAUGGGUCUUGUUCUUGUUCUAGAAACUUCACUGAUAAUAAUAAUAAUAAUACUGAUGAUGUUUCUGGAAGAAUCUCUGUUUUGCUUGAAAAUGAUCAUCAUCAAAAGGGUUCUGAUCAGAUCUAUAAUUCUAGAUCAAGAAUGGGACCUAGAUCAUCUAAUUUUGAUGAAUUUGAUAAUACCCAUUUUCAAAGAAGCUAUAGUGUUGCUCAUACUGCACCAUCCAGACCUUCAGAAUCAUCAUCAUCAUCUUCUGGGAAUAAGUUUUGGAAGAUUGGUAAGUUAUUUAGAAAGAAAAAAGAUCAUAACAAACACAAUCAAAAUCAAAUCAAUGAAGAAAAUAAUUCUGGGUUUGAUCAUAAUCAUAACAAUAAUUCAAGAACAAGUUUCAGAGGAUUUUAUGAUAGUAAUGAAGAUCAAAAUUAUGGAAUGAUGAACAAUUUUCCAGUUUCUUCAUCAGCAGCAAGAGCAUCAAGUGUAAGUACUGGAAAUUUUGUUUUAGAUUCAGCAAAAAUCAGUUGUUUUAGUGAAUCUGAAGCAAGAUUUAGUAAUUUUGAAUAUUGUUCUGAUACAUCAAAUUUCAUCCACCCAAACAAAAUCAACAACAAUAUUUUCUCAUCAAGGGAAACAGAAUUUGUUCAUAGUGAUGAUCAAGCUUAUAUAGAUUUGAAAUUACCUGAUAUGUCAUCAUCAUCAUCAUCAAUACCAGAUUUUAAUACAAACCCACCAAAUCUGGCGGCCAUGAAAAGAAAUCGAUUCGGGUUAUCGACAAGAGAAUUUGGGUAUAGAGGAGAUAAUGGGUUUGAGCAUCAAAUGUAUAACGAUGGCGGCGGAAGAUCUUGUAGAAUAAGUAGUGUUGGGGAUAGAGAUUUGAGGAAAUGCAGAAAGAGUUAUAAGGUUUGGAAAUGGUUUUCUAAGCAUCAAAAUAAUCAGACUGAUUCUGAUAAAUUUGAUGAUCAUCGUGAUUUCAAUUUAUAA
Amaranthus tricolor (Joseph's coat) is the source of this 1194-nucleotide messenger RNA. RefSeq lists its product as uncharacterized. The record is from RefSeq and is a predicted model, not a curated record. Bases 1 to 1194 code for a protein of 397 amino acids. The transcript has a single exon. NCBI's taxonomy places the organism in Eukaryota, Viridiplantae, Streptophyta, Magnoliopsida, Caryophyllales, Amaranthaceae.